This is a messenger RNA of Hyla sarda, 537 nucleotides long. Its product is annotated as phosphofurin acidic cluster sorting protein 2-like. The annotation marks the transcript as partial. The transcript has 5 exons. Lineage: Eukaryota; Metazoa; Chordata; Amphibia; Anura; Hylidae. Gene Ontology annotation, biological process: protein localization to plasma membrane. The record is from RefSeq and is a predicted model, not a curated record. Gene Ontology annotation, molecular function: transmembrane transporter binding.
GAGUCGGAGGGCCGCACUGAUGGGUGACGUCCUUCUGCGCAGUGCCAGCACCUCCUCGCAACAUCAGGGACGUCACACGUCAGGCCCGGCAGCCACUGCAGCUCCGGCCGCGACACUGGACACAGAACACGCGUGUCGGGAGCAGGAGGAGGAUGAGGAGCUUGGCCUCCUGUAUGACAGUCUGGACGAGUACAACAACAGCGAGAGCGGAUUCGACAUCGAGGACAAUGACAGCGUCAUCAGCACCCCAAAACCAACACUACGGAGGUAUUUUGAAGGGGUCUCUAAUUCGGGGUCUCAGACGGAGAUCGGCAGCAUCAAUAGUCAGAAAGGAGGAGUGAAGACGGCGGGAGCGUUGGAGAAGAUUUCCCAAAGUGCCCGGAUGGAGGACGGCAACUUCCAUUUGCCAGAUGACUCAAGUGACUCGGGGCCCGUUUCAAGCUCGGCUGCUGAUCUCGGCUCCUGGGAGCCCAUUGAGCGGAUACCACAGCUGGGGAUGAUCUCCAGGGCGGAGUCACAGAUCAUCAUGUCUCCCAG